UCUCAGUCAGUGGGUCAAUCUCUUAUAUCUCAUCAUUUUGAUUACAUGUAGGUGUUUGCUAUGGACUUGCGAAACGAGCUAAGGGGUUCGCGUCAAAACCACCAUGAUUGGUACAAGUACAUGACCCAAGGAGCAAACACAAUCCACGACAUCAACCCCGAUUUUAUAGUUAUCAUUUCAGGGUUAGCCUUUGACAACGACCUUAGCUUCUUGAAGAAAAAACCUCUUGACUUAAACUUCCCUCACAAAAUAGUGUACGAGUCACACAUCUAUUCCGUCUCAGGAGAUACACACAGGUGGCGCGUGCAACCAGUGAAUUGGAUAUGCAACGCCACAAUUCAAUUGUUGCACCAACAAUCAAGCUUUCUUCUGAGUGGUAAGAAUCCAGCACCUUUGCUUGUGAGUGAAUUUGGAUACGACAUGACUGGUGGUUCUUUUGCCGACAACAUGUACUUACCAUGCAUUGUGUCCUAUUUUGCCUCUGUGGACUUGGAUUGGAGCUUGUGGGCUUUCCAAGGAAGCUAUUACUAUAGACAAGGCAAAGUUGGACUAGGAGAAUCAUAUGCGGUGAUGGAUGAUGAUUGGAAAAGUUAUAGAGACCCUAACUUCACUCAAAAGUUUGAGCUUCUGCAAAGGAUGGUUCAAGAUCCAACUUCAAAUGUCUCAAAGUCCAAUAUAAUUUUCCAUCCAUUGACUGGUUACUGUGCACAUGUGAAUAAUAGUAAGGAGCUUGUAAUGGGUGAUUGCAAGAGUAAUAGCCUAUGGAGUUAUGAAGGUGAUGGAUCUCCAAUUAGGUUGAUGAACUCUGCCAAGUGUUUAAAGGCAGUUGGUGAAAGGCUUCCUCCAUCUCUCUCUGAAGAUUGCUUGUCUCCACAAAGUUCUUGGAAAACUGUUUCAAUGACUGGUCUUCACUUGGCCACUUUUGAUAAGGACGGAGACCUUUUGUGCUUAGAAAAGGAUUCCAAUUCUUCCAAGAUAGUGACCAGCAAAUGCAUCUGCAUAAGCGAUGAUGAUUCUUCAUGUUUGGACAAUCCCCAAAGCCAAUGGUUCAAACUUGUUUCGACCAAUGUUUAGUUAGAAAUUAGGGAGAGUCUGUUUUUAGGAGGUAGAUAUUAGGUAGUUUGCUAGUAGCAUCAGUUUGCUUUUAGUUUUCAGAAAUAUUUAAGGAACAUUGUUGUCUAUGGCAUCAACUUGAUAUAUUCGUAGAAAUUUGAUAUAAAUAAAUUUAGAUUUAAAUAAGUUUCUAGUCC
Glycine soja is the source of this 1250-nucleotide messenger RNA. Its product is annotated as glycosyl hydrolase 5 family protein-like. The transcript has 2 exons. The record is from RefSeq and is a predicted model, not a curated record. Gene Ontology annotation, molecular function: hydrolase activity, hydrolyzing O-glycosyl compounds. The coding region runs from base 61 to 1074 and encodes 337 amino acids. NCBI's taxonomy places the organism in Eukaryota, Viridiplantae, Streptophyta, Magnoliopsida, Fabales, Fabaceae.